Messenger RNA from Danaus chrysippus (African queen), 1602 nucleotides. NCBI's taxonomy places the organism in Eukaryota, Metazoa, Arthropoda, Insecta, Lepidoptera, Nymphalidae. The record is from the annotation of a GenBank genome assembly.
AUGUACGCGAAUAGAUUUUUAAAAAUAAGUUCAUUGAACUUACAAAAUAGUGUAAGGUUUAAUCAUGCUCAACAAUUAAAGUCUGAUAUAAAAAGGAGGCAUAUUGAUAAAGUUUUGAUAGCAAAUAGAGGAGAAAUAGCAUGCAGGGUGAUGAGAACAGCUCGUAAAUUAGGAGUUCGGACUGUUGCUGUCUAUUCAGAAGCCGAUAAAAAUGCUAUGCAUGUUGAAAUGGCUGAUGAAGCCUAUCACAUUGGACCAGCGCCAUCAACACAGAGUUAUUUAAACACAUCAAAGAUAUUAGAAGUGGCUAAGAGAUCAAAAAGUCAAGCUAUACAUCCAGGCUACGGAUUUCUGUCAGAAAAUGUUGAAUUCUGUAAGCAGUGCGCUGAUGAAGGGGUAAUCUUUAUUGGACCACCCACUUCAGCAAUAAGGGAUAUGGGAAUAAAAAGCACAUCAAAAGCUAUCAUGUCAAAUGCCGGAGUUCCAAUUGUAAGAGGAUAUCAUGGAGAAGACCAAAGUAUAGAGAGACUUCAAGCUGAAGCCCAAAAAAUAGGAUUUCCAUUAAUGAUAAAAGCUGUGAGAGGUGGUGGAGGCAAAGGUAUGAGAAUAGCAAUGACGGAGGCUGAAUUUUUACCCCAACUAGAAUCCGCUAAACGAGAGUCUUUAAAGUCAUUUGGUGAUGAAAGUAUGCUUCUAGAACAAUACAUAACGGACCCUCGUCAUGUAGAAGUACAGGUUUUUGCUGAUAUGUAUGGAAAUGCCGUUCAUUUGUUUGAGAGGGACUGCUCUGUUCAAAGACGGCAUCAGAAAGUUAUUGAAGAAGCUCCAGCGCCUGGAUUAUCAGAAGAAACCCGGAGAAAGCUUGGUGAGGCUGCAGUGAGAGCAGCCAAGGCAGUUGGUUAUGUUGGUGCUGGUACCGUAGAGUUCAUCUUACACCGAGUCACUCAUGAGUUCCACUUCAUGGAAAUGAACACCAGGUUACAGGUUGAACAUCCCAUCACGGAAAUGAUUACUGGUACGGAUUUAGUGGAAUGGCAGCUCCGUAUAGCUGCCGGCGAGCCGUUGCCUGUUUCACAAGAAGACAUCAUCCGUCGCGGACACGCCGUUGAAUGUAGGAUAUACGCUGAAGAACCACGGGCUGGGUUCUUGCCACGUGCUGGGACACUGCACAGACUCACACAGCCAACACCCGAGGAAAACGUUCGAGUUGAGACGGGUGUUAGAGAAGGCCAUGAGGUUUCUGUACACUAUGACCCUAUGAUCGCCAAACUGGUUGUAUGGGGACAAGAUAGAAAUGAAGCUCUCGCUAAAACUAAGAGGAAACUAUCCGAAUAUCAAGUUGCAGGUCUUGAGACGAACGUUAAUUUCUUGCUGCGUCUGAGUGGCGCUAGUGCGUUCGUGGCGGGCGACGUGCACACAGCUUUCAUUCCACAACACGAGGCUGAAUUAUUUCCCCAAUCUGAUACGGUGUUAAGUGAAGACAAGGCUAUACAGGCUGCUUUGGGUUAUGUUAUCAAAUGCCAACACGAUUCAACCGCAAACAACUCCUGGAAGGGAAUCUCAAAUAAAAACCGACGGCGUGGCGUCCUAAUUAUAAUCUAG